Messenger RNA from Ostertagia ostertagi, 426 nucleotides. NCBI's taxonomy places the organism in Eukaryota, Metazoa, Nematoda, Chromadorea, Rhabditida, Trichostrongylidae. The record is from the annotation of a GenBank genome assembly.
GUGAAGAUCUGGUUUCAAAAUCGUCGCUCAAAGCAGAAGAAGUCGAAAGGCAGUGUGGAACGGACGUCGGAUGAAGAAGGCGAAUCCGAGGAUCGAGCCGAUUCAACUCCACCCGAAGAAGGCGGCUCCAACAACACCGUGACGGACUGGCAGCAUAUGACUGGUUUGGCGCCUGCCAGCUUACCCUCAGCAGGACUUCCGCCGACUGGUCUUGGUCCUUCCAACCUGCCAUCGACGGUUCUACCACCGCAGUCUCAGCAAACUGCCGUACCGCCAUCGGGUUUAAUGCCACCGCCGUUGAACACCCCUCUAUCCACUUAUGACCCACUCAAGUACUCCUCGAGCGAUGAGCUUAAGCCAUUCUAUGAUCAAUCCGCCUAUUACCAACCGUAUAUUCUCCCACAUUCAGGGUACAAUGGUUACUAG